Messenger RNA from Symbiodinium pilosum, 869 nucleotides. Lineage: Eukaryota; Dinophyceae; Suessiales; Symbiodiniaceae. The record is from the annotation of a GenBank genome assembly.
GGCAAGCCGUUUCAGGUGGAUACCCAAAAUGUACGUCAGGCGCCGACUGCUUUGCAACUGCGUUUGGGUUGCACGAACUGCUGCAACGAUGGGAAGGAGAACGGGCCCUGCUUCGACGUGGAGGCCUGCGCGGUGGGAGUCUCUGGCGGGAGGUAUGCCUUCGUCUAUGCACAUGUGGGGGUUCCUGGCUGGCCAUGGCUCACCUUUCUGGACAGCAUGCGCGCCCAAGCCCUGGCUUUAGAGGAAUCGACUGGUGGAACAGUGGACAUCGUGGUGAUGAUGCCGCCUAAGGACAUCAAGGAGUUGGGCUGCCACCAACGGGCACUGGCGCAAAAUUACAAAAUCCGGAUUUACGAGGUACCCUGGACCAUUCCGCCUAACUCUUGGUAUCCUGACUACUGGUGGCCAGGUAAGGCUGAUGGUUGGUGUGGACCCCAGGACCUGAUGCGCUUGCACACCCUUGGGAUGGAUGAGUAUGAUGCUGUGGUGUUCUAUGAUCAAGAUGUGGAGUUCCAGGGAGACAUGACGGCAGUGUUGAAGUGUGCGGCCAAGGGCUAUUUCAUCAGUGCUAGUGGAGGCGUGGGAGAGCCUUUCAAUGUGGGAUUCUUCGCGCUACGCCCAGACAAGCGGCUCUUGCGCGCGGCCGAGUUUUUUGGUGGGAACGUGACGUUCACCGUUGAAACUGGUUGGGGCAAAUGCGGUUUCCAUCCUAGCGGAAACAAAUUUGUGGGCGCGGAAUGUGGGCAGGGCUUCUUCCACACACUCUUCUACAAAAAGUGCAAGCCGGUUCAAAAAGCACUGGUUGCAGCCGGCUUGCAUGACGCCGAUGGCAAAGCUCAUUUGAACUUAGAGUCCGUUAUGGUGGACCG